AAAAAAUCUUAUGUUGCGCAACCGUUUUCUCGUACAUCUCGACGUCAACGCAGUGGACUGGACCAGUCUGCAAGUAGGUGACAUCGCAAGGGUUCCUCACAAUGGACGUGUCCCAGACAAUAGAGACAGAAGAAGAUUUGCUGACUUGUCUCCGCAUCAGCUUCUACCACCCACAGCAGCACUGCAAAGGUCUUUACAGUCUGCUUCCACUGGGCGUCAGGAGUAAACAUUUGGGGGAUGAGUCUCUGCGCUUGGGACGGGAUCCACAGUCUUGCACCUUUGCUCUGGCUGACCCCCGGGUGUCUCGCAAACAACUGGCCCUGCGUGCUUACCGCACAGCCGACAGCCCAGAGAUGCUCUUCGCUCUCCAGAACCUGUCUCAGACGGUCAAAGUGUCUGUGAACGGCUCAGCCCUGGACUUCUUGGAGAGAGCGGAUCUCCCGAACAAGGCCCUGAUCCGGUUCGGAGAGUACGAGAUGUUGGUCGUCAAGGAGGCCGGUGAGGCCAAGCGGAGGUUCGAGGUGGAGCUGGACGUGCUGCCCGUGCCUCCUUCCAGGGAGACGGGCACACCCGAGCCUAGCGCCUUGCCCGUCGCCGACACGGCCUCACAGCUGGCAGUCCCCCAACCCGAAGUUAGGGUCCCCUCGGAGAGUGACGAGGCUCUGUUCCUCACUCGACAGCCCACCAUUUUUGUCAACUUCUGAUACACAAUAAUCAUGUUACUGGACUUCCACGUACGCUCCCGGAAGCAUCGUGACUUCUCUUACCAAACAGAAGACUCUAGAAUAUAGAAAGCUAUUGUAACCUUCGUGUUCGGACAACACCAAGUCAGUAGCAAUUGUGAUUAAUUUCUACACCAAAUGUGCUCGUCAAGUCCCAAUAUUGCAAAAAGAAUCACAGCGCAUCUUUAUCUAAACAAGAAAGAGGACACAGGGCAGUCAUACAAAAAUAAUUUUAUCAAAGUUUAAAAUGUCCAUCAACCAAUUGAUUAAAUAAAAUACUGUUUAAUAUUU
Phycodurus eques (leafy seadragon) is the source of this 1013-nucleotide messenger RNA. It is a transcript of the gene tifa, whose product is annotated as TRAF interacting protein with forkhead associated domain. Gene Ontology annotation, molecular function: protein binding. The transcript is spliced from 2 exons. Lineage: Eukaryota; Metazoa; Chordata; Actinopteri; Syngnathiformes; Syngnathidae. Gene Ontology annotation, biological process: canonical NF-kappaB signal transduction. The record is from RefSeq and is a predicted model, not a curated record. Bases 102 to 704 code for a protein of 200 amino acids.